AUGGAAGAGAAUACUCAGCUUAAAGUCAAAGUAACUAAAUUGGAAUCUGAUUUCUUAGAAAUUAAAAAGCGAACUCAAACCAUUACUAAUACACAUGAAGUAAAGCUUCAAAUUCCCGAUUCAUCCUUAGAUUAUUCAGAAGAAACGAAGUCUCGAGUUUCUAACUCAUUACAAGUAACUUCUUUACCUAUUGGAGAGCACUCUGUCAAAGAGACUCUGUCCCACUGCGAAACAAAAGACUCUGUAACUACUAACAUUACACCUGUAACUCCCGUGCAGAUAGGAAAUUCAUCAGAUAGUGCAUUUAAUUCUGAAUCAUGUAGUGAAAAAGUGAGACCAAAAGUCCCACUCGAGCAAAACCAAUCAGUGUCGGUACAAAAACAUAUAUCUAACCCUGCUAAAUUGAGCGACUGCGAAGUGGGACAAGUUCAAGCACUACCUGAAGAGACAAAAGUUUUGCAUGAUUAUAUAGUCGCCCAAGAUUUUAUACAAGAAGUGUCUUCAGGAUUCACAGAUGAGGAUGUCAUCGAAGUUAUUGAUGGAAACUUAAUACUUACUACCAAUACGACAAUAGAAGUUGAGCUAGCUCAUUUUGAAACUGAAAAAGUGAGACCAAAAGUCCCACUUGAGCAAAACCACGUUGUCAAUUCUGUAUCUAAUACAAAAUCUACUAAUUUUAUUGGCAGAUCUGACAUGACCAAGAAGACCUCGCUGACACCUCAGGUAAGUGCACCCCCUAUAUUUGAACCAGAAGUCAAGGUAAGUAUACCAUCUGCAUCUCAACCCAAGAAGACCCCAUCUAAAAAACAGAUUAAUCGUAAGAAUAACCAUACAGAUUUUCGUAAGAAAACAUUGGAACAAUAUCCCGAUAUAUUUUAUGAAUUUAAUGAUGAAAAUAUUGAUUAUUACAGAAUUACCGAUGAGACAUUAUGCCCUUUAUGCAAGUUAGACCAUGAUGAUGAGGAAGGCAUAAAAGGUGAAUAUAAAGAUGAAACUUACUAUAUUAAAUGUGAGCAACACGAAAUUCAAAUAACUGCAUAA
Messenger RNA from Ambispora gerdemannii, 1041 nucleotides. The record is from the annotation of a GenBank genome assembly. Lineage: Eukaryota; Fungi; Glomeromycota; Glomeromycetes; Archaeosporales; Ambisporaceae.